Messenger RNA from Medioppia subpectinata, 1078 nucleotides. NCBI's taxonomy places the organism in Eukaryota, Metazoa, Arthropoda, Arachnida, Sarcoptiformes, Oppiidae. The record is from the annotation of a GenBank genome assembly.
GACUUCGAGGAGCAGUCGGUGGAGGACUGGUUGGCCCGCAUCGGCCUCUCAGAGUACGGCCAACUCCUGAUAGUCAACGGCUUUGAUAACGUGCUAUACAUGGGCUGUAACGCUAUGGACGACACGGAUCUACUAGAGAUAGGUGUGACAAACGCGUCGCACCGAGAUCGUAUACUUGGCGUGGCUAAACAUUUGCCCAGGGUUAAACCGUUGAGCAAAAAUCACGAUGAUCUAACAGUAGACCAAUGGCUGGACAGUUUGCGACUGUCUGAGUACAGGCACUCGUUUGCCAGCAAUGGUUAUACCGAAAUGACCAGGGUCAGGGACUUGUGGGAGGUUGAGUUAAACACGGUGCUAGAGAUCGGCAAACUUGGUCAUAGGAAACGCAUAUUAGCCUCACUGGGCGAACGACUCAGGCUGAUGGACGAUCUUGGCCUAAAUGAUCUCGAUUUUGACAAAUUGAAUCUCAAUAUAAGCCAACUGUCCGUCGAUGAAGGCCUGGACACGUGUUCUACCUUAACGUCCGCACCAAUUGAGUCAUCGGACAAACGGCCGAAAGCAGAUUCCGGGGCCACAACAGGGGCCGAGUCGGGCGCCGCUAUCCAAUGGAAACACCAGAACCGGGAACUGAUAGACAGUUCGUGCAAAUACACGGCCAACUACUUGGGCUCCACACUUGUCCGUGAGCUCCGGGGAAUUGACUCGACUCGAGCCUCCAUACAAAAGCUCAAACUUAGCACUAAAAACAUUGGGAAAAUACCGCAAAUAAUGCUGUCUAUCAGCUAUAAAGGCGUUCAGUUUAUUGAUGCUGAAACACAGGUGAUGGUAUGCGAGCACUCCAUACGUAACAUACAGUGUAUUUGUCAGGACAGCGAAGAUCUCAAUCAUUUUGCUUAUAUAACCAAAGAGUUGGAGACAAACAAUCAUUAUUGUCAUGUGUUUUCAUCAAACAAUACGGUUUGUCUGUUAUUCAUGUAAUUUUUAUAUACGUAUAAUAGUUACAUCAUUAAAAAUGAACCCUUAUUAUAUUGUUAUAAAUUAUAAUUUAUUUAUGUAAAUUUACAUUAACACUGAUCAA